Messenger RNA from Frieseomelitta varia, 5937 nucleotides. RefSeq lists its product as uncharacterized. The record is from RefSeq and is a predicted model, not a curated record. The coding region runs from base 206 to 2074 and encodes 622 amino acids. NCBI's taxonomy places the organism in Eukaryota, Metazoa, Arthropoda, Insecta, Hymenoptera, Apidae. The transcript has 9 exons.
UAUCUCUAUCUAUCUAUCUCUAUCUAUAUUUAUCUAUUAGUUUUCCCUUCUCUCUCUCUCUCUCUCUUUCUAUUGGAGUACGUUGCCGAAGACGAGUGCAAAAGUUUCGGAUUGAAUCCUCGCCUAUUCUUGCGUCAAGGUUUGAUGACGGUAACGGCAUUGUUACAAGACAGAACGGACGCGGAACCUGUUUCCAGGUCACAAUAUGUCCGGCGUGGAUGGUAACAGCACCGAGGGGGAAUCCGCGUGCGGACGCGGCCCUGCCCAGACUGGGCCAGGCUGUUAUCGUAACUAUGAGCAUUACAGUCUGUCGCGACACCGUCGCAGCGCCUCGUCCUGCCUACCGAAUUUACCUAAUGAUUUGCCGACCACACCGGAUAGCCCGAACCGUCGUCUCUUGGACUUUGCUCAGAGCGUGCCGGGAACGCAGAACGACGACUAUUUUAACGACGAUGUACCGGCUCAGCACGUGAACCAAGGCAAUACGACACCUAGCGAUGAAGAGAAAAAAGACAGCAGAAAAUUCGAGAAAAAUGAUGAAAUACCUAGCGAAUUCGAGUGUUGCUUUUGUACUACGAAGGACCACAUGUAUAUAUACUUGUAUAUAUACUGUCUUCCUCUAAUCUACUUAACGAUCGUGCAAAUACCAAAUUCUGGAUCGCAUCAGGAGUACAAAGACUUCAGAGACGCAGAAGAUAUAAUGCCACUGGCAACCAGCGACUUUCGCAAUCCCAUCUGCCAAGAGAUGAGGUCGAUGCGUUCUGGAACUAUGUCGAUCGAGCCGGUCGCUCAUCAGCCGAUCUUCGCCACGGAAACGAAGGUGUCGCCGGCACAACCGGUGGACGCCACUGGCUAUGGGAAAGCGUACAACGAGCAAGGAAGCGUAGACAGCUCCGAUACGUAUGCCAGCUGUCAAACGCAUCCGUCUCAUUCGCAGGUUUCUUCUGCUGGUCAUUCGGCGGAUAACAAUAAGGGUGAUCUGACCGAAGAAGCAGACAGUAAUCUCUACGUGAAUCCUCUGGAAGCUGCGGAGAAGUGCGGGAACAGAGUGAAAAAGUCCGCUUCCGGUGAAGUCGGACGUAAUGUCACUGAUGUAUCACCGAGCGUUGAAUCGUUGAAAGACGUUCGCCCCUUUAACGAGAGUGGCAAAGUUACUCUAAACGACACAGUGCCCAAGCAUAGAAAAAUUCGCAUCCAGCAGAGCGUAAGACCUCGCGCGCAAUUUAUCAGCGACCAAGAAAGCAUUGUGGCACGUAGCAUCACGAAAGAGGAGACCACGGAGAACAAUUACUACGGGGGGCUGCGAGGAGGCAAGCCGUUCACUACGACCAACAGCAGCCUGGCGUCGGCUACGAGAAUUAUAAAUCAUCACUUGUUCGGUUCUGCCAUUGGGCCCAGGCAUUACACAGGUCAUCGAAGGCAAAUUUCAGGAACGAACGCCGAGAGCAAGCUCUCCCUGUCCGCCGACUCGAUAGACAGCGAGGGCGUGCCGUUCAUAGACAGGCACCGGGUCUCCAAGUCGAUACUGAAAAAAUCUGAGAGCGGUAACAAUUACUACAGCAACGCCGGUGAUUCGGACACCGAGAAGCUCAUCACCGAUAACGCGUCCACCGUAAGCAUGUGCGACAAUGAGACCAGCACGUGCGACGUGUUCUCCAACGUGAACGGGACGAGAUUGAAGCGGCCUGUCUCGCCGUUGCUCUCCAGGCAGGUUCUCGAGUCGAUCUUCCGCACGAACAACAACAUCGAGAGGGAGAACGAGGCGGAUCAAAGCGAGGAAAAGAACUGUGCUUCGAAGACGAGCAAAUCGAUAUUCGACGAGGUCCUCGAAGAGGAGAAGCACGCGCAAGACGAGGCAAUGACGGAGAACAAGAACAAGGAGGAGCGAAAGAGAUCGAGGGCGAGGGUGGAGGAGACGUCGAAAGAAAGCCAGGCGAUGUUGAUAUGUUCGUUGCGUGGACACAAGGCGAAGAAAUUGAGCAUGGAGGAAAAACGAAAGGCCAAAACGGGCGGCCACAGCAAAGGGGGCACCGACACGAAUUGUCUUCCUCAAGAGCAUCGUUUCUCGUCGUAGCGUAUUUCCCCUUCGAGUAGCAUCCUCCAUCUGUGUCGCAUAUACGUAGGCUAAGUUAGAUAUACACCGAGAUCGAAUCACUCGGCGAUCGCAUCGCGUCAAUGUCUCGCUAGUAGAAAUGCCAUUAACCACACUGUGCGCAACAAUGUUCGCAGGGCCGUGCGUCCACAUUUCGACGACGAUGUUUCGACCCGGCCUGUCGUGUAAAUAAGUUCCGCGAAAUGCGUGAUAAUUUCUAAGAGAGAGUGAUACACGUUCGAUAAUAUUAAAAUUUUAGAGACCAACACGGGGAAGAUAGUACAUAUUUUCGAGAAAAAGGAAAAAGACAAAAAAAAAAAAAAGGUUCAGAAUUGCAAAGAAUAACGAGAAAAGGAAUAAAAUAGAAUAUCAAAGGCGAAAAGAAAAAUCUAAAUUUAUACUACACAAGAAGUGAAAGGAAAGCAACAAAAAGAAUGAUAAUCAAAAAUUGGGAGGGGAACGGAUGAGAAUGAGAAGUAUAUGAACAAUGAUGAUAAAUUCUAAUGAUAAUAGUAAUAAUAACGUUAAUAGUAAUAACGAUAGCAAAUAAACAGAUCUUUAGGCAAUAUGCUUUUCCUUGUUCGCUGAGAAAAAAAAAAGAAGAAAAAGAAAAACAAGAAUUUAAUAAGAUAUAUUGUAAAUCUAAAUAGAGUCACACGAUCCAGUUAUUUCCUCCCUUCGCCUAAUAAUUAGGGCAGCUUUGCGUGUCGCCGUGAACAGUAAUAUGCAUUCAUAUGGCGUAGCAAUAAGAAACACGCAACCGAUCUGCAAAUAAUCGUAAUCGAGUGAUUCGUCGUUUCCCGGUUAAAGCUCCGCUAAAAGUCUCUCAGUGUUGCUCGAAAUGACACAAGUGUUCGUUCGUCUGCUGAGUAUUUUACGUACAAUUAGAUAAUAAUACGUAUAUCAUAAUAGGGGGCACAAAAAUGUGAUAGAUGCCUCUCGUUCGAAAUCAAAACACGCUGCACUUGGAAAAGCGUGGGAACGUAGAUCGUCAAAAAAAAAAAAAAACUCGAUGAUAACUGCCCAUUUUGAAGUUCCGAUUUUCUUUUCCACGUAAGUCUGUUGUUCUUGUUUAUAUUUUGAGUACUUUGUGAUAAUAUAAUAUGUCUGGCAUAUUAUAUUCAUAUGUAUAUAUAUGUAUAUAUUAGUUAAGAAUACCUGCAGGAUGUUCUAUUAAUUUUGCUGAGUGAUAUCUUCCAAACAAUUAUUCUGGAAUAAUUCAUAAAUAUGAAUUUGUUUUUAAAUUUCAUGAUGUAGCACGUAGUUCUUAAAUUUUAUUUAUAGUGUGUAAUAUAUAAAAUUUUUGUUCCAUGUCAAUUAAUUGUCACUAAUUAUUGAUAGAAAAUGAUGUCAAAUUUUCCUUCUAUGAAUGUCUUAAUUUCUAAUAGUAACGUGUAAUCCAAAAUCGCAAACAGUAAUGCUAUUUUAAGUAAAGAAACUUGUAUCCUAAAUAAUAUUACUCAGCAGCCUCAUUCAAACUGAACUAAAUUAUUUAUUGAUCCGAUAAAAUAAAAGGAAGCUUGUUCUUCAAUGAGUGUAAUCAGAGCCUUAUUAAUAUUAAUUAAUUGUACAUUUUAAAAUGGCAAUUUCACUUAGCUAAAUGAAAUUAAGCUGACAAAACAUUUAAUUCUCAUUUCUACUGGAUAGUGUAGCAAGAUCUUUUCUUUAUUCAAUGUUAGUUUCAAUAACAAUACAAUUAUAAUAAUAUAAUUGAAAAACCAUAUGUAACACAAAGUUACUAGAAUGUCCUGCGGAUACGUUAAACUUCUCGAUUUACCUUUUCGCUUAAACGACACGGAACUUCACUUCCGAAGAGUUUUGUCUACCUGACCACGUUUUCCAUAUAAAACAUAUGUACUUUAUAUAAUGCAAUUAUCGCAGUGGAACCAGAAGCGCUUACGUGCACGACCAUGAGUUCAGGUUCGGUCAUUUAUUCAAGAGUUUGAGAGAAGGAAAAAAAAAGUGUACUUCGCGUAUGUUAUAGAUGUUAAAUAAAAAGAAGAAAAAAAGUAACGAAACGUGUUAACAUGCUCAUGUAGAGAAUAGCCAGAGCGCAAGUAUCGUCUGUGUUAUAUCCAGGUACCGAUGUCUAGCCGCGGUAACGAUUACGGUUUUUCCCCCCCGAAAAACUUUUACACCGUCAUUAUCAAGCGCGGAAUCGUAUUCGAUCGAUUGUCCUCACCAAAAAAAAAAAAAAAAAAAAAAAUGAGAACAAAGACGAUGUAACAUCGUAUAACGCUCAAAAAAAAAAAAAAAAAAAAAUUUGAUCGCCUCUUUUUCGCUCUGAAACGGUGAUCGUUUCUUUUUUCUUCUUCUUUCGAUCGUUUUCCGUUUCGUUUUAAAUCGAGAGAAACGAAACAAGCGAGAAAUCUCCUCCCGUAUUUAAUCGAACAAUCAAGGACGUUCUCUCCGACGUUUUUAGACAAACCGUCAGUGAAAAUACAUAUCUCUAUAAUGGCAUUUCCAUUUCAUUGUUAUCGUAAAUCGUAGGGAAAGAAAAUAAUUGUACAGUUGCGGUUUAAUAAGAUGGUUAAACACUCCCCGUACAGACACUACUAUGGGGAGAGAUCUUUGUUAUGCUUAAUGGUGCGGAGUUCACGCCUCAACUAUUUUUUUAAUACGAUGUAUUUGUAAUUGUUUUCAAAUAUGUGUGACAUAUUGAACGUGCUUGGGACAACCGUUUGAAAACCGAAUGCUAAUCUAGCAUUUUACACAUUUUUUAACGCGAAAUUCUCGUCUUCGUUGACAGAUAGGUCUAAACUGUUUCGAUCGUAAUUUUUAUCUAAGGUAUAACUUUUAUCACACGAUAAUAUGUACACAACCGGUCUACGUUAUAACCGCUGAUGUAACAUUAUCAUUUACGGGAUUGGUCAUCGUAUAUUCGGUGUAUUAGGGAAUUUCUCGUUUCUCUCAGUGAAAGUUAGCAGACUUGUUUCCCCCAGUUUCACCUAUUAUUCAAAGUUGGAUCUCGAUACCUUGUAACCGCUUGGAGUUUCUGGAGUAUAUCGAUGUCUUCUGUGAAUUAACAUAGUCGAGAGUAGAAAGUUCCUAGCGAAAAAGUUGUACAGAACAGUGAUUUAUCAUUUAUCGUUGUAAUUGUAAUUUAGAGAAAUUAGCAUCGACAUAGUACAAAGAAAGGAGGGAGGCCACCACACCGUAGACGUAACGCGGGGAUCGAAACGAGUUGACCAGAGAAGAAUGCAAGAAAGUAGUGUUAAAGAGGCUUGAAUAGUUGCGCAGUUCGUAAAUUUAACGCACGGAAGUGGGAAAAGACAGAUACUCUUUUUUUUUUUUUUGUUUCUCCCUUUAAAUUUCAAUUUCACAGUUUUUCGGGGUUGGUACUUCACGUUGAGCUUAAUUUAAAUGGAACAAGUCUGACGACCGAGGCGUAACGCUCUCGCAACUGAUACAAGAACGUUGUACGACAAUGCAAAAUAACUUUUUAUCCACUUUUUUAUCGAAUAAUCGACAAAUCGUAGAUUCGACUAAUAUACAUUUUACGAGCGUAUAAUACAGAAAUUUGGAACCGAUUUCCUGAAUUAACAACAGUAUCUCGUCUACGCCUCAAGAUAAGUCGAUCAAUGAAACAACUAAGAACACUACAGCACACAUACAUACACACAUACACACAGUCAAUUCUCAAUUACGCAAUUACGCAGUUAUAUAAAAGGUUCUUUGUUAUUAUAAUAUCGACCUGAUGUCGACGAGCUGAGUUACCAGAAUCAGUCGAUCGGUCGUGUAUAUUCUUUUAUUUUCGAAUCUCUAAGGCCUAGCGUCGUAACCGUAAGGCGAGUAGUAUGUAACAAAGUGAAUAAAGUUGUAAUUUACCAGUUUUUGUUCCUUAA